Molecule: messenger RNA, 1146 nt
Organism: Closterium sp. Naga37s-1
Lineage: Eukaryota; Viridiplantae; Streptophyta; Zygnematophyceae; Desmidiales; Closteriaceae
Source: the annotation of a GenBank genome assembly
AUGCUCCAGUUGGAUCAAUUUGCUUGUUGGUCCAUGGACCCGUUGGACCAACUGGCCUUUUGGUCCAAUGGACCGGAUCCGCGGCCCGAGCAGACGCGGGAGGAGAGUGACGAGGAGGAGGCGGGGAAUGAGGAGGUUGAGCAGGAGUACGGCGACGAGCCGGCGUACGACAACGGGCAAGGGUACGGCGACGAGCGGGAGCACGGCGACGAGCCGGAGGACGGCGACGAACAGGAGCACGGCGAGGAGCAGGAGCACGGCGACCCGCAGCAGGAUGGAGACGAGCAGACGCGCGCGAGACCCGAAGUCCCGAGCGGAGCUGAAGAGGGAGAGCGUGCGCCCAGCGCGGAACACGCCGACACCGCGGCGACAGCGGAGGAGGAAGAGGGAGAGGCGCGGGAGGAGGGGUCACGUGCCACGGACCCCAACCGUCUGGAAUGGCAGUACGCCCGCGAUGCGCUGCAACAGGAAGGCCGGACUCGUGAGGGAGAGGCACACGCGGUGCAGCCACAGGGAAUGUGCGGACGGAGCGAGGCAGAGGACAGGCGCACGACGGGAGUCCAGCGACGGCGGGCGGAGCCGAGGGAUGGAAGCUCGCGCUCGUCAAGAGAGCCGCCGCCAAGGGCCAAGCGGUACGGGGACGCGGAAGGAAGGCGGAGAGGAGUGGAGGAGAAUAUGGUCCGCUCGGCGGCUCGACCGCAGGCACAUGGAGGAAGCCGUGGCGGGGAGCAUCGCUCGCCUGAGACGCAGCGGCACUGGGAGGGGCGCCGGAAGGGAGGAAGCAAUGGGGGGAAGGGCCCAGAGGAGAGUCGCGGUCGCCCGACCGGCGCCGUUGGGGAGAGGGAAGGCGGGAGGAAGCAGGCCGCUCGCCGCAUGGCAUACGGCAGCAGGGCAAGGGAAGGGAGGAGUGGUCACCACCCCCAGCGAGACGUCAGCCGCGUGAAGCCGGCCCGAGGGAAUGGGAGCAGAGUCACUACUUGCCGGCACGGCGAUGGGAACGGGCGGGAAGGGAGGAGGGUCAGUGGGGACACUCGAGAAGGACGCGCGGAGAGCAGCUGGAGAGCAGGGCCAGGACUGGCAUCUUGGCGCAAGGGGCUGAGCGCGCUGGGCAAAAAGGGGGGUAUGGGAGAGCGCGGGGAGGGGUGA